ACGAGGCAUAUAAAUAUUCACACACACUCAACGGUAAACCGAUGAGCUGCAAGAAGAAGCUCUAAGUGAGAGACCAGCAUCAUUCCAGCUUAACAAUAAAAUGGGAGAUUGGUUAGGAUUCUCGCUCACUCCACACAUUAGCAUAGUCGACGCCGACCACACCGCCGCCGCCGGAGAAAACGACGACGCCACCGCCGCCGAAGAUCACAGUUUCCUGCCACCCUGCACCACCACCCCCAUUUUCUCUCAUUCUCUCGACUCUCUGGAGGACUCUUUUAGACCCUCUCCUUCACCUCCUCAACCAGAGUGGAGAUAUGAUAAUAGAGAAGAUCCCAAGCUAGAAGAUUUUCUAGGCUCUUGUUACUCAACUUCACCUCCUCAUCAAACCCAUCUCGUUGAGCACGAAUCAAAAGUUACUUAUUCAUCGCUAGACCAAAUCAACAACAAUUUCAACAUUAAUAUUCCCCCGAAUAAUCUCGAAAACAUUCACUAUAAUUACCAGCGUUAUCAGUAUUACCCCAACACCUACUUCCCCCAAAAUGUGCAAACACAGCCAUGUCAAUUUCAAGCACAAGCCCAGCUUGUCGAAUCCUCGGCCACUCUGUCUCGCUUCAAGUCCUGGCUUAGACAGACACAGUGCCAGAAGUCUGAGGAUGGUGGUGUCAAUGAGGGAAGUCCUGUUAAGGCUUUGGCUCUCACUAUUAAGCCGAGUUCUCCGAGUGGCUUUGCGGUUUCGCAGUCCAGAGAGAUUGUGGCGGUGGAUCAGACGAGGAAGCGAGGGGCCGGGAAGUCGAAUAGGGAAGUUGUGCCCAGGAAAUCUAUUGAUACGUUUGGACAGAGGACCUCGCAGUAUCGCGGUGUCACGAGGCAUCGUUGGACGGGGAGGUAUGAAGCUCAUUUAUGGGAUAAUAGUUGUCGAAAAGAAGGGCAAACAAGAAAAGGAAGGCAAGUUUAUCUUGGUGGUUAUGAUAAAGAAGAGAAAGCUGCGAAAGCUUAUGAUUUAGCUGCUUUGAAGUAUUGGGGUCCAACUACUCACAUCAAUUUCCCUAUAAGCAUUUAUGAGAAAGAGCUUGAAGAGAUGAAGAACAUGACUAGACAAGAAUUUGUUGCCAACUUAAGAAGGAAAAGUAGUGGGUUUUCAAGAGGGGCCUCUGUCUACAGAGGAGUCACCAGGCAUCAUCAACAUGGAAGGUGGCAAGCGAGAAUAGGAAGGGUUGCGGGCAACAAAGACUUGUACCUUGGCACCUUCAGCACACAAGAAGAGGCUGCAGAGGCGUAUGACAUUGCUGCAAUUAAGUUCCGGGGAACUAGUGCAGUGACCAAUUUUGAUAUUGGUAGGUAUGACGUGAAGAGGAUUUGCUCAAGUUCAACUCUCAUCGCAGGUGAUCUUGCCAAGCGGUCCUCAAAAGAGUCGCCUAAUCGCCUAGAGGAUUACAAUUCUUGUGCAUCUUCGUCUUCCCCUCAGCCCCUGCUAGCCAUAACCAAUGGUAAACAAUCUGAAGAACUAACCAACAUGAUCUGGAGUAAUGACAAUGGCGGGUAUCCGCAAAUCACGGAUGUAAGGACUAAUAUGAGUGCAGAUCCCUUAAGUGCUCAUAGCAGUCCAAACGAGAACGGUGGUUCAAGCUCGAAUGGAAUGGAGGUCGAGUUGAGAGAUGGAUCAGGAGCAGCCGAUUAUUCGCAGGCGUAUUUCUCAACACUACAGGGGCCUAAGUUUUCUGAUGGAGCAAAUGCAAGUGAUCAUGAUCCUAAUCGGCUGGGAAACAUGGCCUUGGUUAAUCAGGUUCCAAUGUUUGCUCUGUGGAACGAGUGAAGUGUGCUUCCAUGGAGAGAGUGACUUUUAACUUAGCUAAGUGUUAACAAUUAUCAAAUUUUGGUGAUGUUUCGAACUGUUAUUGCGGGCAGCGUUAUAGUUGCUUAGGCUAAUUGCGGGGAAGUGAUAUUUUAACAUUAGAAUCGAAUGGUUAAGGUGUAUUAUUUUAUGCAAUACACAUCCACUUUAUAAGUCA
This is a messenger RNA of Daucus carota subsp. sativus, 2009 nucleotides long. Its product is annotated as AP2-like ethylene-responsive transcription factor AIL1. The coding region runs from base 101 to 1813 and encodes 570 amino acids. Gene Ontology annotation, molecular function: DNA binding; DNA-binding transcription factor activity. The record is from RefSeq and is a predicted model, not a curated record. Gene Ontology annotation, biological process: regulation of DNA-templated transcription. Lineage: Eukaryota; Viridiplantae; Streptophyta; Magnoliopsida; Apiales; Apiaceae. The transcript has 9 exons.